GCAGCAGCAGCGGCGGCAGCAGCAUGGCGGCCGGGUGCGAGCGGCCGAGGGCGCCGCCGCCUCCCCCGUCUCCUCCUGCCGUUGCUCCGCCGGAGCCUGUGGGCCAGCUGCCCAAAUAGCCGCCCUGCCCGGUCCUGCCCCGCCCGGAGAGCGCCCGGCCAUGGAGCUCGCCAAGCCGGCCUUCCCCGCGCUGCCGCAGGCCAAAGAGGACUCUGAGGAUUGGACCUAUCCCAUGAGGAGAGAGAUGCAGGAAAUUUUACCUGGGUUAUUUUUAGGCCCGUAUUCUUCGGCUAUGAAAAGCAAGCUACCUAUACUUCAGAAACAUGGAAUAACCCAUGUAAUAUGCAUACGGCAAAACAUCGAAGCGAACUUUAUUAAACCAAACUUCCAACAGUUAUUUAGGUAUUUAGUCCUGGAUAUUGCAGAUAAUCCAGUUGAGAAUAUAAUACGAUUUUUCCCCAUGACUAAAGAAUUUAUUGAUGGAAGUUUACAAAGUGGAGGAAAAGUUCUUGUCCAUGGAAACGCAGGGAUUUCUAGGAGUGCUGCCUUAGUUAUUGCAUACAUAAUGGAAACAUUUGGGGUGAAGUACAGGGAUGCAUUUACUUAUGUUCAAGAAAGAAGAUUCUGUAUUAAUCCAAAUGCUGGAUUUGUCCAUCAACUUCAGGAAUAUGAAGCCAUCUAUCUAGCAAAAUUAACCAUACAGAUGAUGUCACCACUGCAGCUGGAGAGAUCCCUCGCAGUUCCAGCUGGUACUACAGGAAGUUUAAAGCGAAUGCAUGAAGAGGAUGAAGAACUUGGAACCGUGCAUGUGGCAGCAGCACAGAAUGGAUGACAUUUGAGGACAAGCACUGUUUUAUUGUGAAUUCCUGCCGAGAAAGGUGAAGAAAACUAGA
This is a messenger RNA of Melopsittacus undulatus (budgerigar), 893 nucleotides long. It is a transcript of the gene STYX, whose product is annotated as serine/threonine/tyrosine interacting protein. Lineage: Eukaryota; Metazoa; Chordata; Aves; Psittaciformes; Psittaculidae. The transcript has 11 exons. Bases 161 to 832 code for a protein of 223 amino acids. Gene Ontology annotation, biological process: negative regulation of protein binding; protein dephosphorylation; negative regulation of SCF-dependent proteasomal ubiquitin-dependent catabolic process. Gene Ontology annotation, cellular component: cytoplasm; nucleoplasm. Gene Ontology annotation, molecular function: protein tyrosine/serine/threonine phosphatase activity; F-box domain binding. The record is from RefSeq and is a predicted model, not a curated record.